GUGGUUCAGCCUCACUUUGCUCAGACUCUCUCUCUCUCUCUCUCUCUCUCUCUCUCGGUGAAACAGCAGCGUUACGCUCUUAUUUCCUCUUUAAACUUUAUUAUUUCCCCUUUGUGUUAAAUUAUUUCCUGUCUGUAUAGAGAACAUUUACUCUCACUCAGGACAUGGACUGCGCUCUGGACCAGCUGGACGCUGCAGGAUUUCUGCGCAUCUGGCAACACUUCGAUGCAGACGAUAACGGCUACAUCGAGGGGAAGGAGCUGGAUGCAUUUUUUCGGCACCUUCUGAUAAAACUGGGACCUGGGGAUAAGAUAACGGAGGAGAAAGUGCAGCAGCUGAAGGCCAGGUUCAUGUCCGCCUACGACGUCACGGCCGACGGUCGCCUGCAGAUCCAGGAACUCGCCAAUAUGAUCCUACCAGAAAAAGAAAAUUUCCUGUUGCUAUUCCACCGUGAAGCUCCUCUGGACAACAGCGUAGAGUUUAUGAAGAUCUGGAGGAAGUAUGAUGCGGACAGCAGUGGAUAUAUAUCUGCAGCAGAGCUAAGGAAUUUCCUGAAGGAUCUUUUUAAACAGCACAAAAAGGAAGUGUCCUCUAACAAGCUGGAUGAAUACACAGACACCAUGAUGAAUAUAUUUGACAAGAACAAAGAUGGCCGCUUGGAUCUGACUGAUUUAGCUCGAAUCCUGGCUCUACAGGAGAACUUCCUGUUGCAGUUCAAGAUAGACGCGAACACUCUGGUGGAGAGGAAACGAGACUUUGAGAAAAUCUUCGCUCAUUACGAUGUUAGUAAGACGGGAGCUCUGGAGGGACCCGAGGUGGACGGAUUCGUCAAAGACAUGAUGGAGCUGGUCAGGCCGAGUAUCUCGGGCCCGGAGCUGGACCAGUUCAGAGUCGUGCUGCUGCGCCACUGUGACGUGAAUAAAGAUGGAAAGAUCCAGAAGAACGAACUGGCGCUGUGUUUAGGGAUGAAACCUAAGCCUUAGUCCGCGUUCUGUGGUUAUUACACAGCAGCGUGACGCUGUAGGACUGUUUGCAAACGUGUGCUAUUUAUUAUCUAUUUAAAUUCGGUUACAGACACGUGCUGAUAAUGUUUUUUAUGAUCAUUUACGCCGUUGCCGUGACGUCACUGCUCCUGUGGCUCAUUUAAAGAUGAGUCAGGAUGCAUUUUUCAGCACAUGCUAUUAUAUGCAGGAGAAAAUAACCGUAUCACCCAUCACUCAUCUUUACUGUGUGUGUGUGUGUGUGUGUGUGUGUGUGUGUGUGUGUGUGUGUCAGCACAAAGCAGCACAAACAACAGCUGUAAGCCGGAGCACCUCCAUGUUUUGUUUUCUCGUUACAGCAAAGCGCAUUCGGUUCUUCUGCAUAAACACGUUUCAUCAUUUAUAAGGAUUUUAACCCGCUAAUACAAGCCACCAUGCUAGCUGUUUUCUCUCUUUAACCCAUUAUCUCGUUCUCCUCGUUCACAAACACUUCCUAAUUUUGUCUAAAUUUCAAUCCCAGUUCUAACGCUAGCUAGCUUAAUUGUUAGUUUAGCUAUUGAUAUGCUAUCUCUCUGUACACAUUGCGCUAAUGGAGAUACAGGAGAGAGCUGAAGCUAUAAAACAGUGCUGCUGUUCCGCUUCCUAAUGAGAAUUAAUAAUCCUAAUGGUUUCCAUCAGGAUCUAAUGGAUUUAGUGGUUCAUUAAUUAUUCAUGCUUUAUUACAGAUCCACGAUCUGUUCAGUUUAUCAUCACUCACAUUGUGUUAAUGUUAGCGAAGUGAGGAUGAUGAUAACUCUUGCUAGCUAUAUUGUGUAGCUUUUGACUUGUUGCAGCAGCGCCAUCUACAGGAGAGAGAGAAGAUUAUUUCAUUAGAAUCUGAUCUCACUGUAUAAAUACAGAAACACAAAAUAAAUAAAAAUAAAAAUAAAAAUGUGCUAGCUGUGUGUAUCAAUCUUUAAACUAAAGCAAAUCUCUUCGUUCUGUUCAUCGUACGACUUUUCCGUGACACAAAAUGGAGGACAGCUGUCGUAAUAAACGGCGAGAGAAGCCUGGUAAGUCCCGGUGAGGUGAACGUGAAGGUGUAAUUAUCAGCACGUGUCUGUUCUGUAGUGUGAAAGAAUACUGCGUUGUUUUUAUUAGCGGUUAGCGGUGAGCAGUUGCAUGUGCUGUGGUUUUAGCUCAAUCUUGUAUAUUAAACAAUCGAAUGAUUUGCACUUAUUUACAGAGUAGUUACGCUCAACACUUCCUGUGAUUCCUGUCCGCAGGGAGUGAGAGAAACACCACGUCUUUUCCUCUGCAUGUGAUCUCCAACGAUGAAUAAAGAAGGUUAAAGAUAUAAA
This is a messenger RNA of Pangasianodon hypophthalmus (striped catfish), 2320 nucleotides long. RefSeq names its product secretagogin. Gene Ontology annotation, cellular component: cytosol; synapse; dendrite. Gene Ontology annotation, molecular function: calcium ion binding. The coding region runs from base 165 to 983 and encodes 272 amino acids. The record is from RefSeq and is a predicted model, not a curated record. Gene Ontology annotation, biological process: regulation of presynaptic cytosolic calcium ion concentration; regulation of long-term synaptic potentiation. Lineage: Eukaryota; Metazoa; Chordata; Actinopteri; Siluriformes; Pangasiidae. The transcript is spliced from 11 exons.